Molecule: messenger RNA, 723 nt
Organism: Aspergillus pseudonomiae
Lineage: Eukaryota; Fungi; Ascomycota; Eurotiomycetes; Eurotiales; Aspergillaceae
Exons: 4
Coding region: 1-723 (240 amino acids)
Source: RefSeq, a predicted model, not a curated record
AUGGGCGCUAAUGACCGGGGGAAAACGUACAUUACAGUUAGUGCUGUGCUCGUCGCUCUGUCCACGGUUAUUGUUGGGUUUCGGAUCGUUGCACGAUGGAUGAGAACCACUCUAGGACUGGAUGACUAUGUCAUCUGUGCAUCGAUUAUUCUUGCCUAUAGCAUGCUGGGGGAAGCGGUUGUUUGGGCUCGAGAUGGAGGGCUAGGAAAGCACAUGGACGAGCUAAGCGUCCAGGAGAAGAUCACCUUCCAGAAGUGUUUCUUCGCCAACGAGAUCUCCUAUACGCUCCUCGUCCCCUCGAUCAAAAUCUCUAUCCUCCUACUCUAUCGCCGAAUCUUCGCCGUUCGCAAGUUCAGGAUCGCGAGUCUCAUCACCGGCGGUCUGGUCAUGUCAUGGUGUCUCGCUGUCUUCAUUACCGUCUUUCUUCAAUGUCGCCCGAUUGCCCUGAACUGGGACAAGACAUUAGAGGGAACCUGCAUCGACCCGAAAAAGUUCUUCUUCGGCAAUGCGAUAUCCAACCUCCUCAUCGAUGUGGUUAUCCUCGCUUUACCGAUCCCAAUGGUUCUCCAGCUCCAACUACGUUUGUCGCAGAAACUCACUAUUCUGAGUAUAUUCCUUCUUGGUGGAUUUGUCUGUGUCGCGAGCAUUAUGCGAGUCGUUACCCUCAAUAUUUUCGAGACUAUGGAUACGUCAUGUAUGUUCGUUUCCUUGAUUCCGUCUUGA